This is a messenger RNA of Ectocarpus siliculosus, 3261 nucleotides long. Lineage: Eukaryota; Phaeophyceae; Ectocarpales; Ectocarpaceae. The record is from the annotation of a GenBank genome assembly.
AUGAUUUUGCGGGGCCACCAGCACGCAGCACGCAGCGUGCACGUGCACACGGUCAUCCCUGCCUGCCCGCUGCCGAGGGGCACGAUGUAUGAAUGGGAAAAGGCCGCCAGCAUGGGCCUCACGACGACCGCAACGGCCACGAGCAGCGGCAGCAGCUCGCACCAUCCGGAAUCGGCGGCGGCGGCUUCACCUUGGGCGGCAAGGGAUGGCCGACAGCGGCACCCUCCACCACUUGCGGCUGGCAGCAGGAACGGUUUUAGACAGAGCAGUAGCAGUAGUGUCGAAGCAGAAGCAUCUCCCGCACCUUCUUCAACGGACCAACGAAGUGUUGGUAUCCGGAGCAGUAGCGGGACAUCCAGCGGCGGCGGCGGCGGUGGCGACAGCACCAACGGUGACAGCCGAGAAAAGAGCAUAGAUGGCGAUUUGAUAGGCGACGAGACUGCCGCACUGGCGGCAAGGCCAAGAGAAGGUUCCGGCGUAACGGCGGCGGCGGCGAAGGAGAAUUUGUCACCUCCGUUGCCGGUGGCAGCUCCGUCGGAGGGUGUGGUGAUCAGGGUACUCAUCUCUGGGGCGCACGCGUCUUUCCUGCACAUGAGGGUGUUCCCUUCGACGACUGCUGGGCAGGUUUGCCGCAAGAUCGGAGAGAAGCUCCGGCAGUUGCCAGCUGAGCAGAACGAGUACGUCCUUAUCGCCAUCUACGCCCGCCCAGCGAGGAACGUGUCGUCUUUGAGCGACACGGGCGGCGGGAGCACUGGACCUGGCCACAGACAUUCAGCGGGGGUUGCUGACCGCGGCGCGACGGUGGGGGGCGACGAGGUUGACAACUACUCUGCAGGCUACACCGCUGGUGGUGGUAGGGACGAGCGUGAGCGGCGGCACGAUGGGAGGAGAAGGAGGAGAGGGGAAGAAGAGCACCAAAGCAGCAUUAGACAUAUCCUCCAUACCUUUCGGUCGGAAGAGCGCCUUGGGGAGGUGCGAUUGGGCCUUCCCGAGCCAAAUAGUGCGGGGAGGCCGCAAAAUCCAGCAAACAGCCACGAUCGCGGCGCCAGAGGCGAUACUGAUGGCCCAGACCGAGGUAGGACCGACAGCUUUUCGACGAGGACGACGGCUGCCAGCCCCGCUGCCGGCGGUGCUGCUGAUAUCGACGCUGCCCUCCGGGCGCAAGGAACAAUCGACAACGGCGGCGGCGGCGUCAGGCGUGUGGACGAGGAGGAGACGGCGGGAAAGCUUGGGGUUUCGCGCGGCAAUGGAGGCAUCCGGCGGGGGGAGGGGGGAGAGGAGGGUGGCGGAGCGGGUGCCCGCAGUGGCAGGGCGGCGCAAGCUGGUUUGAUGUGGAGAUCGCGCUGGAUUUACAGAGAGCGGACAGCGCCGGCGCUCGACCCCGAUGAGCUUCAGGUGGAGGUGUCGGGUUCAGACACCUCGGAGGACGAGAGAAGGGCCGGCUGGAUAGACCUGCGGGGACUCGGACAGGGGCACUACUGCGGGUACCUCCAGAAGAAGAGCAGGAGUGACCCCAACCUGUGGCGACGACGAUGGUGCAUUCUGGCGGAUGACCGGUUGUGGCUCCUCCGCAGCAAGAGCGAGCAGUCGGGAAGGCGGAGGGGGGGCGGGCGCAGCCACAGCUUCUCCUUGGCCCUGGCGCCCAGCCACUGCUUCGAGCUGCACUCGCAGAACCGGGUCCACACGUUUCGAGCGGAGAGCCGAGCGAAGCAAGUGGCGUGGGUCGGCACGUUGCAGCGGCACGCAAGGCAGGCUGCAGAGGACUCGUACAUGUCCGUGGCAGAGCACAUGGUGUGCGAUGAGGAGUACGCGAGGUGCCGUCGACUGAACGUGACCCUUUCCUCCGCGCUGGGAAGCCGAGCGUGCGACACCCUGGAAGCCGACUUCUACUCCUCCCACGCUGCCGACAGGCCGGUGGCUGGGAGAGGCAGCAGCGGCGGCGGCGGCAGCGUGGGGGGUGGUUGGUUGCCCCUGCCGCCCCCGUCCCCGCUGCCGAGGACGUCGGGACUGUUCCGAAGACUGCCGCAGGGGCCACCGCCGACGACUUAUUCCGCGAGUGCUGCUGCCUCUGCGGUAAGAGCCACUCCUGGCCUCGUUUCUGGUUGCCGGUCACCGCUACUACCGCCGCCACUACCACCGCCUCCGCCACCGUUGGUGAGGUUAGCGGAUGGGGGAGCAACGGAAUCUUCAGCCCGUGGGGCGGCAGGAGGGGGGGCGACGGUCGAUUCCGCGGAGCGCCCGUGGCUGGCGGCCUCGGAGGUCAGGCGAGCGAUGCGCUUCUGUAUGAAGGUGCAUAGGUAUAGGGAGAUCUGCCGACCUGGAUCAUGCGUGGCAUUUCGAAAGAGGUGGGCGUACGCAGCCGAUGCCUUGGAAGAGCUCUGUCCAGGGGCGUCCACCGCGGCCGCCGCCGACCUCUCGCGUCACUGGAAUCCCCCUUCGCCGCUGGUGGCGGUAGAGGCGGUGUCACUGCCGGCCUUGAGAGCAAGCGGGGAGAGCGCGGCGGACGGCGGGCCUCAUGAGCGGGACGAGAGCGGCAUCGAGGCCGCGGGAUCGCGUUCGGGGGUUGAUGCUGCAGCGGCGGCGACUGCCAACGAGAACCGGGACGAAAAAAAACCAUCUGGCAAACGAUCCGAGGCACCGGCGACGUCGCCGCGGGAAGACGUGGUGGCGAGAGGGCCGUCGUCGACUAGCGCAGCUACAAGCGGCGAAGCCUGUUCGGCUUCCCUCCGAACCUCGACCGUUCUCGCUUCGCCAAGGGAAGCUGACGGGGAGGGCAGACCAACCACCCUGUCUGGGUUGUCGCCUCCACCGAUGGCGGCAGCCGUGUCCGCAUCCAUCCUCCCGAUGGCAGAGGCCGUAGCGUUGCCCACCGGCGACCGACCAUCGCCUGCCCUGCUGACGGCGGCGGCGGCGGCGGCGGCAACAACAACAUCGGCGACAGAGCUCGUCCCACGGCCAUCGCGGUCCUCAACGCACCAGCAUGCUCUGUCGCUGGCCGCCGCCUGCUCGCAGGAAACCGUGGUCGGGGUGGCCCGCGACCUGCGGGAGUACGUGGAGGCCGUUACCAGGUCGCGUGCUUCGCGAGCGGCGAAAGGGGGCGGUGGCGGCGGCGGCGGCGGCGGCGGCAAGGGCGCUGGUCCCGGCGGCGCGCUAGGAGCGGGGGCGGGGGCAGCGGGGGAGAACAGCUUGCAGGAGCCCCCGGCGGAAGGUCUGUUCGACGCCCUCCUGGACCAGGUCUUGCAAGCCCUGGGGGAUGCAUAG